This is a messenger RNA of Spodoptera littoralis (African cotton leafworm), 1281 nucleotides long. The record is from the annotation of a GenBank genome assembly. NCBI's taxonomy places the organism in Eukaryota, Metazoa, Arthropoda, Insecta, Lepidoptera, Noctuidae.
AUGAAAGAUACGAAAGAAAGGACAAUGUCUGGUAGCAGCACCAUGCUAAGUAAUGACUACACGGCUGCUUUCAGUUCUAUAAAUGAAAGACCGGUAGAUGAUAUUUCCUUAGAAUUUUUUUACAAACCACAUACGAUUACUUUGCUGGCAGUAUCUAUUGCUUCAGUAAUAUACACAGCGUUUGUAAGAGAUGAAUCCAGCAUUCAAGACAAUAUAUGGUCAGGAAUAUGCUGUGUAGUUUUCUUUUUCCUCAUAGUAUCUGUUCUAACAUUCCCUAAUGGACCAUUCACACGACCACAUCCAGCCGUCUGGAGAAUUGUAUUUGGCACAUCAGUUCUAUACUUACUGGCACUGUUGUUUCUAUUGUUUCAAAGUUAUUCUACUGUUUAUGAAAUAAUGUAUUGGAUUGAUCCAAAUUUGCGCAACUUUCAUAUUGAUAUGGACAAGGAGUAUGCAGUCAAUUGCUCGGAUAUAAGUUUGACAAAAAUCUGGUCUCAUGUUGAUGUGUUUGCCUGGGGACACUUUUUGGGAUGGCUGUUUAAAGCUAUACUAUUUAGACAUGCAGGAUUAUUGUGGGCUAUUUCUAUAAUGUGGGAAAUUACUGAAAUAGCAUUUGCACAUUUGCUUCCAAAUUUCUUAGAAUGCUGGUGGGAUUCUGUUAUAUUGGAUGUUUUAGUUUGUAAUGGUCUAGGAAUAUGGUGUGGACUCAAAAUAUGUAAAGCCUUAGAAAUGAGAGAAUACAAAUGGGUCAGUAUAAGGGAUAUAUCAUCGACUACUGGUAAAAUAAAGCGUGCAAUACUGCAAUUCACACCUGUGCAAUGGACACCAGUCCGGUGGUUAGACCCUACAAGCACUUAUAUGCGAUUCUGUGCAUUGAGUCAGUUGGUUGUGUUUUGGCAAAUUUCUGAGUUAAAUACAUUUUUCCUGAAACACAUAUUUGAGAUGCCACCCUCGCAUCCUCUAGUCAUCGCUCGACUUUGUCUUAUAGGAGUAAUUGUAGCUCCAUCUGUAAGGCAAUAUUACACAUAUGUUACUGAUCCCAAUUGCAAGCGUGUUGGUACCCAGUGUUGGGUAUACGGAGCCAUUAUGGUGACUGAAUCUAUGCUGUGCAUUAAGAAUGGCAAAGAACUUUUUGGUCAAGCUCAAGUGUGCAAUGUGAUUGUAUGGCUAGUCAUUCAAAUUUUAGUAUCAAUUGGCUGUGUGUAUGGUGUAGUGCUGUAUCAUAGAUAUUUUGAGCCAAAUAGCGACUCAAAUGCAGAAAGUCCAAAAAAAGUUGACUAA